AUGUUUUCAACCGCGGCUGCAUUGGCCGAUGCCGAAUUUCAUAGGGUUGAAGAUGCUUAUGCAAGAUAUGUGGAGUAUGCAAAGGCGACUGGAUUUGCUGUUCAAAAAGGGGAUUCCAUUAAAGAUGAUGAAGGAAAUGUUGUGAGAAAAUUUUCCUAUUGCAAUCGACAGGGCUUGCGGGAGAAGAAGCACUAUGAGAGGGCGGAUAGGAAGAGGGCGCAUAAGGCAGAUACUAGGACCAACUGUAGUGCGAAGUUCGUUGUAUUUUUAGACAAACAGAGUGGCAAGUGGAGGACGAAGACAUUUGUUCAAGAUCACAAUCAUGAUUUGACUUUGCCUGCUUUCACUAAUGUGAUGGCAGCCCACCGCAAUAUCAACGAAGGUGAUAAAGCCCACAUUCAUAGUAUGCACGAAGCAGGAUUCCAAACCAAUCAGAUCAUGUGGUUCUUUGCAUAUUUGUCUGGGGGUUAUCAAAACUUGCACUUCAUAAAGAAGGAUGUUUACAACUAUAUCGACGAUGUACGUCGCUCUCGGAUUGUUCAGGGCAAUGCGGCAGCAGCAAUAAGUUAUCUGAAGGGAAAAACUGAGAUGGAUCCAUUAGCUGUUGUGAUGUACACAUAUUGUCCCGAAAACCACCUUGGUCAUCUGUUUUGGUCAGACGGAGCGAUGCAGUAUGACUAUGAGUGCUUUGGUGACGUGUUGCCCAAAGUUGUGGUUACAGAUGGAGACGAGUCAACGAAGGAGGCUAUUAGGACAGAAUUCCCUAAUGCCACGCAUCGACUUUGCACCUGGCACUUAGCGUGGAAUGCUGUUUCAAACAUCAAGGAUAAUGAUUUUUGUGCUGCUUUUAAGACUGCUGUGUAUGGUCAUUUUGAGGUAGAGGAGUUUGAUCAGUAUUGGGCAGACAUGGUUGAUGCAUUCGGGUUACAGGAGAACGAAUGGAUUUGGGCAACGUACGAGAAGAGGGUACAUUGGGCAAAUGCAUAUUUGUGUGAUACGUUUUGUGCUGGGUUGAGAACGACGUCAAGACGCGAGGGUAUUAAUGCAUUGCUUAAAAGGUUUAUCAAGUCAUCGAAUUGUUUGUUGGAGUUGGUCGAGAAUCUUAAACGUGUGGUUAAGGACUACAGGAAUAAUGAGUUUAUCGCGGAUUACAAAUCUCUAUAUUCAGAACCGGUCAUAACUACUGGACUGGAAUCAAUUGAGAGGGCCAUGUCACAAAUCUACACUAGAGAGAUAUUCUUCGAGGUCAAGAAAUAG
Messenger RNA from Arachis ipaensis, 1257 nucleotides. The record is from RefSeq and is a predicted model, not a curated record. Lineage: Eukaryota; Viridiplantae; Streptophyta; Magnoliopsida; Fabales; Fabaceae.